GUUACAUGCUCUCGUGCACAGAUCGCGAAGUCUGAUCGGCACGAUUGCCAAGUGGCGGUGAAGAUAGUCUCGAAGUUCCAGGCGCCCGGAGAAUACCUCACGAAAUUCCUACCUCGCGAGAUCGAGGUGGUCAAAGGCUUAAAACAUCCAAAUCUCAUUCACUUUCUGCAGGCGAUAGAAACCACACAUCGGGUGUACAUUAUUAUGGAAUUUGCGCAAAAUGGCAGCUUGCUCGACGUUAUACGACGCGAUACUUAUAUCGACGAGUUACGUAGCCGUAGAUGGUUCCGACAGCUUUUGGAUGCCAUCGAUUAUUGUCACGAGCACGGCAUAGUGCACAGAGAUGUAAAGUGCGAGAAUCUGCUCAUGGAUUAUCGCUUCAAUGUUAAAUUGUCUGACUUUGGAUUCGCGCGUGGGCAAAUGAAAUCGAAGAACGGCGAGUGGCCUCUCAGUACAACUUACUGCGGCAGUUAUGCCUAUGCAUCGCCUGAAAUUCUACGAGGAAUCCCUUAUCAGCCUCAACUCGCCGACAUAUGGUCCAUGGGCGUGGUGCUUUAUGCUAUGGUUUACGGUCAGCUGCCGUUUGACGAUACAAAUUACGCACAUCUGCUAAAGGUAUCCAGGUAUAUGCCAAGACCAGUAUACUCAAUGUAUACUGAGGUCGAGACCAACCUUUCCGACGCUUGGCUCGAGACAUCUGUUGUCGCUCAAACAUCGAUCAGCGACCGAUUUAUUGGAGCAUUAUCUACAAUACCUGCAACUAAAGAAUCCAAAGUAUUUGACGAAUGCGUAGUAUCCAUUGAUCCUGCAAUUUUUCAAGGGAAUGAGAGAUCGAAAGAUGUUGUUGACGAAGAUAACACAGGAAUCAAAAAGACUGACUUAAACGCAAAACCAUAA
This is a messenger RNA of Temnothorax curvispinosus, 897 nucleotides long. Its product is annotated as testis-specific serine/threonine-protein kinase 4-like. Lineage: Eukaryota; Metazoa; Arthropoda; Insecta; Hymenoptera; Formicidae. The record is from RefSeq and is a predicted model, not a curated record. Gene Ontology annotation, biological process: protein phosphorylation; intracellular signal transduction. The annotation marks the transcript as partial. The transcript is spliced from 5 exons. Gene Ontology annotation, molecular function: protein serine/threonine kinase activity; ATP binding.